AAAUCUUUGAAGCAAGAAUACUUUCUAUGGCAAUUAUUUAACAUAGAAAAGGAUGUCACAAAGGCCAAUGAGGAACUUGACGCUGAAGAAGCAGUUGUCAAAGAAAUUGUGGAGAAGCUGGGGGAAUAUGAAAGUGCAUCUAGCAGCCAGAAGAAAGAACUAAGUGGAUAUAUGAAAGAGAUUGCAAUGUACGAAAGGAAGAUUACUGAUAGAAAGAACAAACUUGACAAGAAUCAACCUGAAGUUGUAAAGUUGAAGGAAGAGAUGAAUCGGAUUGCUUCAAAAAUAAAAAAUACGACUAAAGACCUUGAUAAGAAGAGAGAAGAAAAAAGAAGGCAUGCGGAUGAGGUGAAGAAACUUCAGAGUGACUUGAGGGACAUUACUAAGCAGCUUGAUGAAGUGCGUCAGAAAAGUCAAGAAGCAGGCGGAAAACUUCAGUUAGCUGACAGUCAGUUAGAGACAUAUCACCAAAUUAAAGAGGAGGCUGGCAUGAAAACUGCAAAGUUAAGGGAUGAGAAGGAGGUUUUAGAUAGGCAGCAGCGUGCUGACAUUGAUGCUGAGAAGAAUUUGGAAGAAAAUCUUCAGCAAUUGGAAAAUCGGAAGCAUGAGCUGGAGUCUCAGGAGAAACAGAUGCAAACUAGGCUGAAGAAAAUUCUUGAUGCAGUUAAGAAGCAUGAUGAAGAACUGAAACGGGUGAAUGAAGAACAGCGUGAGAUGAAAAAUAAUCUUAGACGGUCCAAAGACAAAUAUGACAAUUUGAGGAAGCGAAUGGAUGAAGUAGAAGAUCAACUUCGUGAACUGAAGGCUGAGAGACAUGAAACUGAGAGGGAUGCCAAAUUUUCUCAAGCAGUUGAAACUCUGAAGCGUUUAUUUCCUGGUGUUCAUGGUCGGAUGACUGAUCUCUGCAGGCCAACACAAAAGAAGUAUAACCUUGCUGUAACUGUUGCAAUGGGCAGAUUUAUGGAUGCAGUAGUAGUUGAGAACGAACAAACAGGAAAAGAAUGCAUCAAGUAUUUGAAAGAACAAAGGCUUCCUCCUCAGACAUUUAUACCUCUUCAGUCAGUCCGUGUAAAGCCAAUAAUAGAGAGGCUGCGUACCUUGGGUGGAACUGCAAAGCUCGCUUUUGAUGUCAUACAAUUUGAUCCCUCAUUGGAGAAAGCUAUUUUGUUUGCUGUUGGUAAUACCCUUGUCUGUGAUGACCUAACUGAAGCUAAGCAUCUUAGCUGGAGCGGGGAAAGAUUUAAAGUUGUGACUGUUGAUGGGAUUCUGUUGACAAAGUCUGGUACAAUGACUGGUGGUACUAGUGGUGGCAUGGAAGCGCGUUCGCAUAAAUGGGAUGAUAAAAAAAUUGAAGGGCUUAAGAAGAAAAAGGAAGGUCUUGAAUCGGAAUUUGAGAAGCUUGGAUCGAUAAGGGAGAUGCAGCUAAAGGAGUCUGAAGCAUCCGGAAAAAUCAGUGGACUUGAGAAAAAGAUUCACUAUGCGGAAAUCGAGAAGAAAAGUAUUGAAGACAAGCUUCUAAAUUUGGAGCGUGAAAAGGGUGCUAUUGCUAAUGAGAUUGGACAAAUCCAGCCUGAACUUGAGGAGUUGAAAAGAAACAUUGAUACGAGGGCACGCGAGAUCUUAUUACGAGAGAAAAGGAUCAAUGACAUUGUUGACAGAAUAUAUAAGAAAUUUAGCGAAUCUGUUGGGGUGAAGAACAUACGGGAGUAUGAAGAAAACCAGCUCAAAGCUGUUCAACAAAUGGCUGAAGAAAGACUUAACUUGCAUAACCAACAGUCAAAGCUAAAAUCUCAGUUGGAAUAUGAGCAGAAGCGGGAUAUGAAUUCACGUAUUGUGAAACUGGAAUCAACUCUUGGUAACUUUAGGAAGCAAUUGGAAGAGAUUGAGGGCAAGCAGGUGGCGCAGAAGUCAGCCAUGGAGAAAGCAACUGAAGAGAUUGAGGGUUACAAUGAAGAAGUGUCCGAUUUGAGGUCUAAAGCUGAAGUGUGCGAAAAGCAUCUGCAGGAUUGGCAGAAAAAGAUUUCUGCUGAGACAACAAGCAUCAGCAAACAUAACCGUCAAAUUAGGUCAAAGGAGGCACAGAUUGAGCAGCUGAAUUCAAGAAAACAAGAGAUACUGGACACAUGUGAAUUGGAGCAGAUACCCCUUCCCACUAUCUCUGAUCCAAUGGAUACUGGAGAGUCGAUGCCGGGCCCUGUUUUUGAUUUCAGUAAUCUGAGUAAAACUUAUCAGCAGAAAAGGAAACCGGCUGAACGGGAGAAGCUUGAGGUGGAAUUUACACAAAAAAUGGCUGCGUUGACGUCAGAGAUUGAAAGGACAGCUCCAAAUCUGAAGGCCCUUGAUCAAUAUAAAGAUCUAUUGAAAAAGGAAGAAGAUGUCACGAAGGAGUUUGAAGUGGCCAAAAAUGAAGAAAAGAAAGUAGCUGAUGAGUAUAAUAGAGUGAAAGAGGCCAGGUAUGAAUUGUUUAUGAAAGCUUUCAAUCAUAUAUCUGGCAAUAUUGACAAG
Nicotiana tabacum (common tobacco) is the source of this 2505-nucleotide messenger RNA. NCBI's taxonomy places the organism in Eukaryota, Viridiplantae, Streptophyta, Magnoliopsida, Solanales, Solanaceae. The record is from RefSeq and is a predicted model, not a curated record.